This is a messenger RNA of Paramecium tetraurelia, 3549 nucleotides long. RefSeq lists its product as uncharacterized. Lineage: Eukaryota; Ciliophora; Oligohymenophorea; Peniculida; Parameciidae. Gene Ontology annotation, molecular function: protein binding. The record is from RefSeq and is a predicted model, not a curated record. The transcript has 5 exons.
AUGAAGAAGGAUAAGUUAAAACAAUUUUUUCGAACUGAUAGAAGUAUUUCAGAUACAAAAUAGCAUUAUUUUUAUCAUUAAUCUAAAAAAUAGUAACCCGAAUUUAUAUACGAACCCUAAACUGAACGAUUGGUCAGAGAAAAUUAGUAAUUAAACUUGUUAAUAUUUAGCAAAGAAAAAAAUUAAGAUUUUUAAAAGGUUGAUUAACCAACCUAGAGACACUUAUUUUUAUAAAAAUGGAAAACCAAUCCUACAACAGUUAAUCGCUAAGUCAACACAUAAAUUUAAGAUCAAAGUAGUAACAACUCUUUCUCCUCAAAUAAAACUAAAUUGUUUGACGAGUCUGAAUCAGAAUAUGAAAUUUCUUCUAAUUAAUCCUCCGAUGACGAUGACUCAGAUCAAAGUUCUGAAAUGAGAUUCAAGGACUUUGAGAAAGAUAUAGACAAAAUUCAAAGAAAAAUAUCAAAUGAUCUAAAUAGAUCCUACUUUGGUUUCAUUAAGAAUUAGGAUAAAUUGAAGGAUUUAAUCCAAACAUUUAGAAAGAGAGAUUCUGUCAAUCCAUUAUACUUUUAUUGCAUGAAUUAAAAUCUCUUCCCUAAAAGAAUCGAUCUAUCGAAUUGUCUAAUUGAAUAAAAGGAAAUGAAUUUUAAAGAUUUGAAAGUCAAUUCAAAAUAUUUCCCACUAUUAUCAUAGUUGUUAAAAUCUAAAAAGUGCAAAAAAGUUAAGUCUAUCAUCUUAUCAAAUAAUCAUUUGAGAGAACACUCAUUAUCAAUAUUUAUCGAUUCCUUUCCAGAUUCAUUAAAAGAUUUGAAUUUAUCUCAAAAUGAAUUGGGAAGAUAGGGAGCUCUACUGAUUGCCAAAUUAUUUGACAAACAUAAAAACUUGAAGUCCCUAAAUAUUGCAAGCAAUUUAUUGGGGGAUCAAGGAGCAAUUACUAUUCUCAACGCUGUCUAAAAUGCUAAAACAGUUAAAAAAUUGAACUUGUCUCAAAACUAGAUUACUGAUAAGGCAACAUAAGAAUUAUAAAAUUUCUUAAUUUCAAAUCUAUCAAUAGAAGUCUUAAUUCUAAAUUGGAAUUAAUUAGGUCCUCAAUCAGGAAUUGGUAUUGCCAAAGCUUUGAAUUAGAAUAAGAAUCUAAAGGUGUUAGAUUUAAGCUAUAAUCAUUUAGGGUUUAAUGAAAAGAGUAAUUGUAUAGGUUAGUGGUGCUAAUUGAUUGAAAAUCCAAAUUUAGCUUUGUGUCAUCUAGAUAUUUCAUACAACCAAAUAAGCGAGAAAUAAAUGGUGUAAUUGUAAAAGUCACUCAUGAAGAAUAAUAAUUUAUAUGGGAUUCACGUUGAAGGGAACAAGUGUCCUGCUUUUAUAGAUGCUUUUGGAUUCUUGCAAUUCUCAAAACAAGAAAAUUUGAUAAAACAAGUCCAACAAAAAAAAAUAUAGAUUGAUGGAGUCAAUUAUAUUCCUAUAUGCAAUGGUUAAGAACUGUUAAUGGAUUGCUGUUGGAUUUGUUAAGGAUGGAAAGAACAUUAAUUUACUUACACUCCCGAUUAGAAUAGUGAAUAAGUGCCAAUAUUUUUGCAUUUGGAUUUCCUUGAUUAUAAGCCCAUUCCUAUGACUUCAAGCUUUGAGAUGAAAUAAUAAUUGAUGGAAUAGAAUAAGAGCAAUAAGUAAUUGGAACUAACAACAGGAGAAAUUAUCCAUUAGCUGAAAUCGAUAACUGAUGGUGAAAAAAAAAUUACAAUGGCAGCUAUUGAGGAAGCAUAUAAUGUUGAAAAUAAUACUAAAAAUGAAACUCAAAAUCAAAUUAUUGAAGAAUUUAAUAAGUUGUAUUACACCACCUAUCAGAUGUGUCCACCGAAAAGCAAAAUUCUAUAUUUUUUCUCCGAUCCUCUUAGAGAGAGAUACUUUUAUGAUCCUACUUUAGAGUAUGUCUAAAGUCCUAUUGAUGACUUAAUUUUAUAAGGGAAAGAUCCAAAACAUUAGAUGCACGUGUUUGCAGAUAACACUUAGAUUCCUUUUUAGAAAAUCAACUUUGUAAAUGUCUUAAACACUAAACAAGAAUAUGUUAUUGAUGAUAAAAAUAAUUACAAACCUUUGAUUAAAGUUAAACCAAGAAUCUUAUAAAGAAAAUAUAUAUUGACCAAAUAUUUAGGGAAGUUCAAAAAUAAGAAAGGGAAUGUUGCCAUCUGGUCAAAAGACGAUUCUCUUGUUUUCAGAGGAAUGAUUGGGGAUUCGGUGGAUAUUCUUGAUUAGGCUUUCGAAUAUGAUUGGGGUUGUUCAAAAAUUUAAAGAUUUGUUAAGAGUGACUAUGAAAGAAUGAAAUUAAAGGAAUAUUUUAGGCAAAAAUAUCAAUUGAUCAAAGACAUCUAUAAAUACUUUUCAAGUUUUGGAUAUUAGCCACCUGUUUAUGAUGUUUUCUGUAUUUAAUUUGGGCAAUUUCAUAAAAUUCUCUCCCCUAUUAUAGAUGGUGAAAACUUAAAAUAAUCAGAUGUUGAAAGUGACUUAGUUUCAAUUAAAAAUAAUGUAGAUACCAAAUUUAUUUACAAUCCUGAUAAGGCUAUUAUUAGAUAUCAAUUUAUGGAAGUCCUAUUUAGAUUAGCAAAUGAUAAAUUUAUUCGAUCAGGACAAUGUAAGAAUUUCGCCGAUGCAGUCUAUAGACUAUUGAAAGAACUUGAAUAGCAUUAUGAAAUUCUCGAUAAUAGCCAAUAGUGGAGACAGGAGAGAUUUUGGACAAAAGAGGUAGAUCUCACACUCUAAUUUAAAUAACCUUUUUUAAGAAAAUUGUAUGAUUUAGCUUCAGAUUUAACCAGUAAGAAAUGGUAUUUCAAAUUGAAGUGGGUUUCCAUUAAAGAAUUCAGAGAAUUUUGUAAAUUAUAUACUAAUGAUAUUCUAUCUGAAAAAUAAGUGACCGUCAUUUUUAACUAUUCGAUGUAAACCUAAGCAGAUGAAGUGACUUAAGAUCGUUUUCUAAGAAUGACUUUUAAUGAAUUUUUAGAGGCAUUGGGAAGAGUGGCUGAAAAAAUUAGUCCUGCUCCUAUUGGAGAAGAUGCCUAGAUUUGGCCUGUAAUGGCAAGGCAAACACUACCAUUACAUAUAAAAUUAGAAUCGUUACUAACUUUUAUAUUUCUAAAAUUGAGAAGGUAUUGGUUCAUUACUAUUUUUAGACAGCCUGAAUUCAUUCAAUUUACUGAUUUAUUUUGUAAAGAUAUAAUGGAUGCAUAGGAGACUAGAAUCAUUUUCAUGCCUAAAGUAUAUGAAAAAUAAUCGAAAUUAGAGAAUACUGAUGAGUUCGUCAUUACAACUACAUAAUUAACUGUGUACAACACAAUAUCCUUUUUUCAUUCUCAUCAUUAACCCUAUUUGCAUCCAAAUUAUCGAAAUUUCUUAAUGUAAACAGGAAAAAAACGAACUCUGAUGAAUCCAAAUUCUAAUAUUGUUAUUAAUAAUGGAUUUAGUAGAUAAGUUUCAGGAAGGACAACUAUUUUUGAACAAUAGCAACAAGCCUAAUACAAAAACAAUAUGAUAGCGGUAAUGGAAGAAUAUGAUGAUUAAUGA